This is a messenger RNA of Darwinula stevensoni, 390 nucleotides long. The record is from the annotation of a GenBank genome assembly. Lineage: Eukaryota; Metazoa; Arthropoda; Ostracoda; Podocopida; Darwinulidae.
AUGCAAGGUUCACCUCCCACAGUGAAAAUUUUCGCAAAACCCGAUUGCGUGUGUGUUGCUCGAUCGCGCCCCGUGACGCGGUACGUGUGGAUCUUCGCAGAUGGAAUUUUGCUGGGCCUCGGAGCACAGAACGGGUACCUGUACUUCUACAGGGCGGAGAAGGGCGGGUAUGCGUUCAGGCGGACGGCGAUCUUGCAGGGAUCGCUGCCGCUGGCUCAUCUGGACUGGUCGACCGAUUCCGUGUACGUGAGGACGCAGUCGCAGGAUGGGGACGUCGGAUUCUGGGAUGUGAAGGCGCAGGCGGAGGUGAAGGAUCAGAGCAAGAGCAGGGACCUUGCGUUUGCGACGCAUAACUGCACGCUGUCGUACUUCACGUUUGGUGAGUGGGAG